UUGGCUCUUCCUUACAUUACUAUCAACAAGGCUUCGAAGAACACAAAAGAAAAGCAAAGGCUUUGAUCAUCAGAGUGAGCUGAAGCUGGAGAGCUCAUUAACCUUUCUUUCUUUCUUUGUUUCCUUUUAUGUCCAUGAAUAGUAAUACAGAUGGUUUCGAGUGUUCCAACCCUCACUAUCGGGCUGAUACAAAGUACAUAAAAAAGGACGGGAACGGAAAGAAAGAGGUCAAAAUAUAUCCAAGGGGACUAAAUAUUACAUGGGGCAACGACGAUCGUUAUUGGAUGUUUUCGGACAAGGAGAACGAAGACAGUUUUGCAGAACUAAAACAAGUAAAUUGGCUAGAAGUAACUGGUUCAACAUCGGAAAAAGUUGAGGUUGGGAAAUGGUUCAAAGUGAGUUUCAAUGUGACACUACGACCCAAUGCUUUUGGAUGGGAUGAGUCUAAUAUUUACAUAAUGGCUAAGAUUGGGAAAAAGGGGCGUUUCAGUUUCAAGAAACUGAAUCUUCGUAAUAAAAAUCCAGACGAAAGAUUUAACAUUCCCCAGAAUGAAUUAAAAAUUGAAGUUGCCAAAUCCGCUGAGGAUCCCAUUCUCUACUUUGGUAUGUAUGAAGUUUGGAGCAACAGAUGGAAAGGAGGGUUGAGGAUCCAUCAUGCACUCGUUGAGGAGUGCGAGGCACCAAAAGAGAAAAAAUUGCGUUGAUCAUGUCUAUAACAAUUGCUAUCGACUCGAUGUGUGGUUUCAAGAACAUGAGAAUAAUAGAAGAAUAAUGUACUUAUGUAUCCACUAGUAUUAUGGUGAUACUUUGCAAUGUAUUUCGUGGAUUUUAUUUGUUUUAGAAGAAUAUGCACCAAAAAUAUGUAUUGUAUUUGUUGAUAUGUUGGGAAGUUUCCAUAUUGAGUAUGUUUGGCUA
Messenger RNA from Cucurbita moschata (crookneck pumpkin), 915 nucleotides. RefSeq names its product protein PHLOEM PROTEIN 2-LIKE A9-like. The record is from RefSeq and is a predicted model, not a curated record. The transcript is spliced from 3 exons. The coding region runs from base 129 to 704 and encodes 191 amino acids. NCBI's taxonomy places the organism in Eukaryota, Viridiplantae, Streptophyta, Magnoliopsida, Cucurbitales, Cucurbitaceae.